CUAGGGGGCUGAUUGAUGGAAGGGGAACUGGGCACUGGGGCCGAGGAGGCAGGGAGUGGGGACAGGGGCACAGGGCAGCCCGGGGGCUGGGGCAGAAUUGGAGGGCCUCUCCGAGUGUCCCGGGGCUGGCCGGGCAGGGCCCGCCGGGAGGGUGGGGUUUGGGCGGCGCUACGCAGAGGCGGCCCGAGGCUGGCCCGGGAUCAGGGGAGCCGAUGUGGAAUUUCCUGCCGGGCCCGGCCCCCUCCCCUCUCCUCUCCACCCCUCCCCAGCUCUCCCCUCCUCUUCUCGUCUCCCCUCCCUGCACUCCCGCCCGCCCCGCCGGGCCUCGCCUCUCUCCUCUCGGCCCUCGGCUCCCCUUGCACUCGGCUUCCGGCCGCGUUCCCUGCAGCCGCUCUGCGCCCCGUGCCCCCCGGCCCGGCAUGGGGGGCCCCCGGGGCUCGCGCUGGCCACCCGCGGGGGCCACUCCUGCUGCCGUGGCCCCUGCAGCCCUCGCUGCCUCCGCUGCUGCUACUGCCGCUGCUGCUGCUGCUGCCUCCUCUGCGAGCUGCCCAGGAGCUGAGCCCGCGGGGACGCAAUGUGUGCCGGGCGCCCGGGUCCCAAGUACUCACGUGCUGUGCAGGAUGGAGACAGCAAGGCGAGGAUUGCACCAUUGCCCUGUGUGAGGGGAACUCCACGUGCUCGGAGAAUGAGGUGUGUGUGCGCCCCGGAGAGUGCAGAUGCCGCCACGGCUACUUUGGAGCCACCUGUGACACCAAGUGCCCGCCCCAGUUCUGGGGCCCUGAUUGCAAGGAGCUGUGUAUCUGCCACCCGCACGGGCAGUGCGAGGAUGUGACCGGCCAGUGUACGUGCCACGCGCACCGCUGGGGUGCGCGCUGCGAGCACGCGUGCCUGUGCCAGCACGGCGCGUGCCACCCGCAGAGCGGCGCGUGCCGCUGCGAGCCCGGCUGGUGGGGCGCCCAGUGCGCCAACGCCUGUUACUGCAGCCAGACGUCCCAGUGCGACCCGCAGACGGGCGCGUGCCUCUGCCACACGGGCUGGUGGGGCCGCAGCUGCAACAACCAAUGCUCGUGCAACGGCUCCCCCUGCGAGCAGUUCAGCGGCCGCUGCCAGUGCCGGGAGCGCACGUUCGGGCCGCGCUGCGAGCGCUACUGCCAAUGCUAUCGCGGCCGCUGCAACCCCGUGGACGGCACGUGCGCCUGCGAGCCGGGUUACCGGGGCAAGUACUGCCGCGAGACGUGUCCCGCCGGCUUCUACGGCCCAGGCUGCCGCCGCAGGUGCGGCCAGUGCAAAGGCCAGCAGCCAUGCACGGUGGCGGAGGGCCGCUGCCUCACCUGCGAAGCGGGCUGGAACGGGACCAAGUGCGACCAGGCCUGCGGGCCGGGCUUCUACGGGGACGGCUGUGAGCAGCGCUGCCCGCCCUGCCGCGACGGCCACACCUGCAACCACAUCACGGGCAAAUGCACGCGCUGCAACGCCGGCUGGAUCGGGGACCGGUGCGAGUCCAAGUGCAGCAAUGGGACGUACGGCGAGGACUGCGCCUUCGUGUGCAAUGACUGCAGUAGCGGCCGCUGCGACUUCCAGUCCGGGCGCUGCCUGUGCAGUGCGGGCGCCCACGGCCCCCAGCCUGCUCUAGCCAUCCCCAAACUUGGGCGAGCUGACACAAGUGAACCCACCAAGACCAGCUGUAACCUGACGUGUCUCCCAGGCCACCACGGAGUGGACUGUGCCCAGACGUGCAGCUGCCAUGAGGAUACGUGUGACCCCGUGACGGGUGCCUGCCACAUGGAGACCAACCAGCGCCAGGGAGUGAUGGGGGCUGGGGCCCUCCUCAUCCUCCUCUUGGGUCUGCUCCUCUCGCUGCUGGGUUGCUGCUGUGUCUGUCGGAGCGAGGACCCUGGCCGCCAGGAUUGUCAGCCAAGGAGGAAAAAGAAUCCCCAGCGUCUCUGCGGCCGCUUCAGCCGCAUCAGCAUGAAGCUGCCCCGGAUCCCCCUGCGGAGGCAGAAGCUGCCCAAGGUUGUGGGUAAGGCUGGCAGCCAGGGCUGGCUGGCGCAGCACUCUAUUAAACCCAGGCACUGUGGGCUCAGCUCGAACCCCACGUCCCAGGAGGCAGCAGCCUUCCCCUCUCAUCCUGCUGCAUCUGCUCUGUCUACACCUUCCGUGGACCUUGUCCUCUCGCCCUUUAAAAUGUCAGCUCCUCGAGGAAUCAUGAUGUGCCAGAGAGGUGCCGCAGCCCGGGACAGAGUCGAGACUAGUGCGCUCGACCUGCUACUGGGUGGCCAGCACAUCCAUCCGGGACUAGAGUUUGAAUCCUGCCUCAGGCACUUACCAGCCAUGUGA
Messenger RNA from Phascolarctos cinereus (koala), 2337 nucleotides. RefSeq names its product scavenger receptor class F member 2 (gene SCARF2). The record is from RefSeq and is a predicted model, not a curated record. Lineage: Eukaryota; Metazoa; Chordata; Mammalia; Diprotodontia; Phascolarctidae. Gene Ontology annotation, molecular function: scavenger receptor activity. Gene Ontology annotation, cellular component: focal adhesion. Gene Ontology annotation, biological process: heterophilic cell-cell adhesion.